Messenger RNA from Gadus chalcogrammus (walleye pollock), 4328 nucleotides. It is a transcript of the gene sned1, whose product is annotated as sushi, nidogen and EGF-like domains 1. Lineage: Eukaryota; Metazoa; Chordata; Actinopteri; Gadiformes; Gadidae. Gene Ontology annotation, molecular function: calcium ion binding; Notch binding. Gene Ontology annotation, biological process: cell-matrix adhesion. Bases 1 to 3534 code for a protein of 1177 amino acids. The record is from RefSeq and is a predicted model, not a curated record. The transcript has 27 exons.
AUGAAGGUGAACAACAACGGACUGGUGUCCUUCCUGCGGGAGGUGUCCCAGUUCACCCCGGUGGCGUUCCCAAUCGCCGGUGACCGCCGCGUGGUGGCGCCCUUCUGGGCCGACGUGGACAACCGGCGGGCGGGGGAGGUGUUCUACCGCGAGAGCCUGGACCAGGGCACCCUGCAGCGGGCCACGGCCGACGUCAGGACCUACUACUCCGAGUUCCCCGGGUUCAGCGCCACCUGGGUGCUGGUCUCCACCUGGCACCGCGUCACCUUCUUCGGAGGGAGCGCUGUCACUCCGGUCAACACCUUCCAGGUGGUCCUGAUCACAGACGGAGAUCUGUCCUUCACCAUCUUCCAGUACAACAACAUCACCUGGACCACCGGCAUGCACGCCAGCAGCGGGGGUGACGCAGCCGGCCUGGGGGGCAUCGCCGCACAGGCAGGUUUCAACGCCGGCGACGGGAAGCGGUACUUCAACAUCCCGGGCUCGCGGACCCCGGACGUGGCGGGCGUGGAGGGCACCACCAACGUGGGGCACCCCGGGAGAUGGGUGUUCCGGAUCGACGACGCCGAGGUGGAAGUGGGCGGCUGCAACGACUCUGCCUCCGUGUGUCAGCACCUGCGGCCGUGCGUGAACGGAGGCCGCUGCAUCGACGACUGCAUCACGGGAAACCCCUCCUUCACCUGCUCCUGCCUUGCAGGCUUCACCGGCCGGCACUGCCAGAUCGACGUGGACGAGUGCUCCUCCGGGCCCUGCCAGAACGGGGGCACCUGCCUAGACCGCGUCAACGGGGUCUCCUGCACCUGCCCCCCGGGGUUCAGCGGUCCGCUCUGUGAGACAGACGAGGACGAAUGCGGGGACACACCGUGCCGUAACGGGGGGGUGUGCAUCCAGGGCGCCGGCGCCUUCAGCUGCACGUGCACGCCAGGCUUCACAGGCACGCUGUGUGAGACAGAUGUGGACGAGUGCGCGUCGCAGCCGUGUCUGAACGGCGGGGAGUGCCUGGACCGGGUGGCGGCCUUCGCCUGCGUCUGCCCCCCGCUCUUCACCGGGGACCGCUGUGAGACAGAGAUCCUCGCCGUCCAGGUCAACUCAACGCAGGCUGACAAUCAAACAGAGGCGUGUGCCGGAGAGGAUUGUGGGAAGCGGCAGACCUGUGAUCAGACCCGUGAGGGAGCGGUCAACUGCACCUGCAGCCCGGGCUUCUACGGAGACAGCUGUGAAGAGGAGUGUCUGUGUCAGAACGGAGGCGUCUGUGUGGACCUCAACGGGACGUGUGAAUGCUCUUCAGGGUUCACUGGACUCUUCUGUCAGUUUGAGGUGACCAAGACCCCCUGCAGUAACAACCGGCCGUGCCCCGACGGCGGUCCGUGUCUGGAGUACGGGGGCGCGUACCUCUGCACCUGUCAGACCAGCGGGGCGGAGCCGGACCAGAGGGACAUCUACCCCUAUGUACAGCCCCGCUCCGUCUGUGAGUCCUCCCCCUGUGUGAACGGCGGCUACUGCUACGAGCGCCACGGAGGCUACUCCUGCGACUGCAAGCACGGCUACUGGGGGAAGCACUGCGAGAAAGUCCGGAUGAACACCUGUGCGUCGGGCCCCUGUCGGAACGGAGGAUCCUGUAAGGAGGAGGCGGGCAGCUACCACUGCGUGUGUCCCUACCGCUUCACCGGGAGGCACUGUGAAGUGGGUAAACCGGACCCGUGUGCGUCCAGCCCGUGUCUGAACGGCGGGACGUGUUUCCACUACAUCGGGAAGUACAAGUGUGAGUGCACCGACGCCUUCGGAGGACGACACUGUGAGGCCGGCAGGACCCGGCCGCCCGGCCCCAACGCAGGGCCGGGCUGCGGCCCCCCCCCCCAGGUGGUCCACGCCGAGGUGCAGUUCUCGUCCACGGCGGCGGGCGCGGUGGCGCAGUACGUGUGCCGGCCCGGCUUCACCGCCGUGCCCCGGACCACGCGCACCCUCUGCGGGGUCAGCGGCACCUGGAGCCUGCCCCCCGCCUGCCAGGUGGAGAACCCGUGUGUACUGCAGCCCUGUGGGAACCGCGGCGCCUGCAGGAGCGACCAGCAGGGGAACUACGUCUGCACCUGCAGGGUCGGACACACGGGCAAGGACUGUGACAAAGACCUGCUGCCUCCGUCGGGCCUCCACGUGUUGCGGGUGGAGGAGGGCGAGCUGGAGAUCCGCUGGGACCAGCCCCACCCCUCCCCCGUCCCGGUCACGGGCUUCGCCAUCACCUACGCCCCCCUGGCGGCGGGGGCGGGCGGGGGCGGGCGGGGGGGCCGGCAGACGGACUUCCUGGACCGGCAGCAGAGCAGCCACCUGCUGCAGGGCCUGACCCCCGGGGAGCUCUACAACAUCUCCACCUUCUCCAUCAAACGCAACGCCAACAGCAACGACAUCAGCCAGCCCGCCGUCGCCCUCAUACGCACCCGCCCGCUCGCGGUGGAGCAGCUGGCGGUGGUGAACGUGUCGUCCACGGCGGUGUGGCUGAGCUGGCUGGUGCAGGCGGCCCGCCACGCCGCCGCCACCCAGCUCCGCCUCUCCCUGGUGCCGGCCGACGGCGGCGGCGCCCGCACAGCCCUGCUCAACGGCAGCGCCACCCAGUUCAGCUUCAGCUCGCUGCUUCCUGGCCAGAUGUACACGCUGGAGGUGCUGACCCAGAGCGGCGUCCGGGCCGAGGAGUUCCCCUCCACCAGCCGGCCGGCCGGACCCCUGCACAUCUGGACCCGGCCCCUCCCCCCUCAGAACCUGUCCCUGGCCCAGGUGACGUCCAGCUCCGCCCUCAUCACCUGGGAGCGCCCCCCCGGCGCGGCGGCGGACGGCUUCGUGGUCAACGUGACGCGGGGGCUGAACACGCGCAGCCGCUUCCUGCCCAGCGCGCUGCAGGGCGCCUACACGCUGAGGGAGCUCAGCCCGGGGCAGCAGUACCAGCUGACCCUCACCGCCGUCAGGACCCCCGGCACCGAGACCGUCCACAGCGCCCCCCGCCACCUGGCCUUCAGCACGCUUCCGAUGGAGGGGCGGAUGGGGAGGAGAGAGAGGCUGUCCUCGCUGGGUCAGGGGGGUCACGGGCGCCCCAAGACCCCCCCUCUGGACCGGGGGGGCGGGACCGACACAGAGAACGCUGACGAACACAGAUAUAAAGAGCUGAUCGACCGGAGGGGGAGGAUCACAGCCCAGUUCACCAACCUGCCCCGCAAGAUCCUCCGUCACCGGACCAGGCCGGAGCCCCCCGUGCGGUUAGAGCGGAUCGAGGAGACGACCAAUAAGAUCAGCCUGGCGCUGGAGGUCCCGGAGGAGGGCGCGAGGACCCCGCCUGCUUGCCAGCGGGUGCCUCACCCCUGCACUCGUCUCUUCUCGGAGACGAAGAGUGUCCCGGUCUGGGAGGACGGAGUGUGUCACUACCUGUACAAACGGACCUACAAGGUCCAGCAGGACGUCUGCUUCAGGGAGAUCUGUGAGCCAUCACUGCCCGACAAAACUCAGUCCUCCGUCCCCGAUGAAACAGCUGUCCCUGCUAUCACCGCAUAAAGACACGUCCAGGCGUCAUUAAAGACAGAAACUGCGUCCUCCAUUUGAGAAGAAGGUUCAGUUUGUGUUGGUGUUAUGUCAGCGCUCGGCCUCCAGGGGGCGCUGUUUGUCAGAGACGGACCAACUCUGACUCUUGGAACAGCGUGUGGCGAUGAGGACCCCAAACACGGCAGACCAAGAGCGUUGAAGGCAUCAACAGAGAUUCAAAGCCAAUUAUCUUUAUUCGUAUCGCCCUUUAACACAGUUACGGACUCAUAGGUUAUCAGGGGCCUGCAUUAGACUACGCCCACUCCAAAGAAAACUUCCCAAAACCCAUAUCGGAAAUGAAAAUCAACGUAGAGAGGGAAAAGGGGAAGAAUACCUCCUUCCAGGGAUGGUUAGGAGAGGAAGAGGUGUGACUAGGCAGACAUGUUACGAUGAGAAAAAUGAUUCUGGUGUUUCUAAGUAGGAUUGGCAGUGCGCCCGGCCGUCGUAUACCUCACUGACACGCAGCCCACGCUGAACCAUAGGAGUUUUCCGGAAUAUUCCCUCUGGGAAUUCCCUCAGGGAAAAUUAGCGACAGACAAAAAAAUCGAUUCCAGUCGAUGCAACACUGUACAGGACUGUAAAGUAAAGCACAUCCCAUAAUUCAUCCCCCUCCCUCCAAGAGAAAGAUGUUCCUCACCAGUUUCUGUGUACAUUUGUCUUUUACUCUCUUGCCUUCCUGUGUUUUCUGAGCGAGCGUCUGUUGCUAGCUACUGUGUAAAUAGUGUUCAUAGGUGUUUUGUAGGUGAAUAUUUUAAUAAUAAAAUGUA